Molecule: messenger RNA, 1010 nt
Organism: Spodoptera exigua (beet armyworm)
Lineage: Eukaryota; Metazoa; Arthropoda; Insecta; Lepidoptera; Noctuidae
Source: the annotation of a GenBank genome assembly
GGCAUUUGCGAGUGUCGCGCGGGCGCGGACAAACAAGCGAGACAAUAAUAUCGAAACCGCGAUGCUUGGCGUGCAAGCGACCACUCGCUGUGCGCUAAACUGAUUCAUUCUUCGUGAUUCGUGUUCAGUGAACAUUCUACAUUCGACCGCGAAACUGUGCGCGCGCGCCUUGUUUCAACCGCAAUCAUAUCGUUAUCAUUAAUAUUUCUAUAAGAUUGAUAAGAUCAUUACAUCACUGACUGAUAAGAUUCAAGGACCAAGUUACAGACGAACAGUAGAGCGCGACUGCUGUAUGCCGAAGCUGUGAUUGAGUUAAGUGUAAAAUUAUAGAUUUUACUGUCGGUUAGUGUGAAUAUUGUGCUAGACUUUGUCGGAUGUCGCGGCACGUACCAUGGGGACGACGAAAAGACUGAAGAUAACAGUGGUUGGCGAUGGUAUGGUAGGCAAGACGUGCCUGCUUUACGUGUUCACGAAAGACGAGUUUCCAGAAGAAUAUGUGCCCACAGUGUUCGACAAUUAUGUCGGUCACAUCACAGUGGACGGAGAAGAGGUGGAGAUUGCACUUUGGGAUACUGCCGGCCAAGAAGACUAUGAACGGUUAAGGCCACUAUCUUACACACACACAAACUGCUUCCUCGUGUGCUAUUCAGUAGGCACUCGUUCGUCAUUCGAAAACGUGAUCCACAAAUGGUAUCCAGAGCUAAAACACUUCAAUGAAAAAGUACCCAUUGUAUUAGUUGCUACUAAAACCGAUCUGCGAGCAUCAGGCAACGCAGUCGUCACUACACAGGAAGGAAAGAAAUUAAAAAAGAAAAUUAGGGCGGUGCAGCUGGUCGAGUGCUCGGCGCUGGAGAGAGUCAACAUACACGAGGUGUUCGAAGAGGCGGUGCGCGCCGCCCUACGGAAGACCCCAGUACACAAGCGCACCUGCCAGUACCUUUGACCGUGUUCCCGGUACAUCUGGACAUACUUGAUUUCAACUUCCUCUGUAGGAAUCUAUUGAAGCUUAC